AUGAACUCGCUACAGUUUUCUUUGGAUGGGCGGAGCUCGUUGUACACAGUUAGUCCAUCCAAGACGAUAUCACUUGACAGCACGGACUGGGCACCGCAUGAAGUCCUUGGUUCGUGGAUUCUUGAGCACUGUCAGUUGGAAAACAUGCAGCGUGAAGCAGCUCUAGAGGAUCGUGAAGAUAUUAGUGCUCGUCUGAAAGCCUGUGAGGAGCAAAUUGAUGCUGCCAUUGAGAAACUCACCUUCUCGGGGCCCAUGUUCACUCCGCCAGACCACCGUAUGAAUCAACUCUUCCCAAGUAAGGCACUCAAGAAGAACUUGGGGGAGAGGUUCUGUCCGAAUUUGUGUCACCCCGAACCUAGAUCGCCUAAGUACCCAGCACGGCUUGAGCAAAAGUCUCUGAAAACAUCAGAGCUUUUGAAGGAGCUGCAAAGUCCGGCUCUGGAAUACGAUACGACAGACUGCUCGAGCACAGCCACUCUCUGUGAGCUAGACUCGUUCAAUUCUACUCAAGCCGACAGUACAGUCCAUAAAGAGUGUGAUGCAGAGCUUCUUUCUGCGUCAAGACUGGACUUGAAGAAUUUUGUAAGGGUUCGUGAGAUUCCCGAAUGUGACGAUAGUAGCCUCAUGCUAUGGGCAGAGUCCUCUGGUGUCUUCAAUGGCAUCUCAUCCGUGCCCAGCCGUACGGUAGCAUCUGAAGCAGCUCGAAAACAGAGGCUCCACGAUGCGGCAGUAGCAUCUCGCGACUCAUCUAGAGUGUGGUGGGUGAACGUUAAGGACAGUAACCACGUUCCUGAGUUCGAAUCGUCUUCAAUUGACAAGCUAGGAACAGUCGAGGUCGAAUACAAGCUUUCGUCUGAGCCUCCAGGGCUGCGAGUACAUUUUGAAGAAUCAGAGCCCGAGAAAAAUGAGAAGAUUUGGCAGCGGCGAGGCGUCAAUCCGCCUAAUCCUAUUGAGACCGACGUUCGCAAGCCGGGCACGUUAUUAACCGUGAAAGUCAAACCCGACCGUUCUGGCCCGGCGCCAGCACUGCGAAAAGCGUCAAACUCCGUGAAAGCGUCCAAGCACGGUAAUGCAUUAAGCACUCUUGCGUUUAAAAUGCGACAAUUGACAAAAAGUAAGUAG
Wickerhamiella sorbophila is the source of this 1122-nucleotide messenger RNA. RefSeq lists its product as hypothetical. The record is from RefSeq and is a predicted model, not a curated record. The transcript has a single exon. NCBI's taxonomy places the organism in Eukaryota, Fungi, Ascomycota, Dipodascomycetes, Dipodascales, Trichomonascaceae. The coding region runs from base 1 to 1122 and encodes 373 amino acids.